Symbiodinium sp. CCMP2592 is the source of this 849-nucleotide messenger RNA. The record is from the annotation of a GenBank genome assembly. Lineage: Eukaryota; Dinophyceae; Suessiales; Symbiodiniaceae.
AUGGACUUCAGCUACACGCCGCUCCCGGAAGAUGGCCCUGGACCCUUCUUCGUGCGCCUGCGCAUUGGGAGCUUCGUGGUGGGAGGCGCAGCGGCACGGAUUUUUGACAGCAAGCCCUUUCAGAGCAAGACGAAGAGAGCCAUCAAGGAGGCUGAGGAAGAUGUGGCCAUGCAGGCCCUGGCUGAUCUGUACGCGAAGGAGGUCAACUUGCCGCAACAGCCUCCCACGGCGAGGACGCAGACGCCAGCCGAGGCGACUGGGACACGGGGAGCUGGAGAUCUGGCGAAGAGUGUGGAGGUUGAGGAGGCCGUGUACACGGCCGUUUUCCUGGAUAGCGCGAGCCAACAGGCUUUGAUGGACUUUGGCGCGAAAUCCGUCCCGGGAGGAAUUCCAUCGGAGUGGACACAGUUCUGCGAUCACAUGACGAUCUGCCUCGGCUCUUUGUCCAAUCCGAAAACACCUGAAGACAAGGACGGGCUAGUUGCCGAGACCGUGCAGAAAGAUCUCGAUGAGUAUGAGGAGGGACAGGAGUUCGAACUACAAGUGGUGUCACUGGGACGCGACGAGAGUGUGCUGGCUGUUGGAGUGGUUGGCUGCAGCUCCUGCAACAGAUACCCGCACAUUACCGUGGCCACGGCACCGGGAAGCAAGCCAAGUCAAAGCAACGACCUGAGGGACUGGACGCCGUUGUCUCCAGAAGAGCAGUUCACUUUGAAGGGAGUUUUGCAGCAGAAGUCCAAGCUGUCGACGGCCCAGAAACCCGAGGACGGUGUCUUGGAGCCUCUACCCCCACAGCCGACAGCGCCUGUGGUUCUCGUCCGGCCGGAUGGCAAGGACACUUUGGGCUAA